AUUAUACAUGACCUCAGCUCUAGCCCGUCCUUGCCUGUUGGACACACAGCAAGACCAGCGUGGCCCUGAGCAGCCUGUCACUAGACACUAGCAGACAGAAGGAGCUUAGGGAGCCGAGGGGAUUAGAGAGGCCUUACUCUCCCCAGCUCAGGGAAAAUGUCCCUGUGGCCUAACUCAGGACAAUUGUGGGGGUGGGGGAAAAUAAUUACCUGGUCCAUCAUUCCCCCAGAUUCAGGCCUGAUAUCAUCAAGCACUUGGCAUGGGCUGAUCAGCUAAAACUUCAGCUCAAACUCCAGUCUUCCAGGUAUUAUCCAUAUGGCAUUGGGUAAGUCAGUCUUUGAAUCUCAACAAUAAAAGAAGUACCACCAACCUACUAGGUUUUGCUAUGAAUAUUAAAAAACAAAGCACAUGCCUCAUGAAGCGAUCAACCUCGGCCCUUUCUUUAGCUCAGGAACAACUUUGCCACCACUCUGGUGGAACUGUCUGAAUACCAAAUAAGAAAUACUAGCAUGCAUAGAGCGUUUGCCCUGGGCUAGGCAGGUGUAACCAAGUUAAAGGCCAAGCAUUUUCACAUAAAUUACCAGGCUUAUUCUGCACAGGGUUGGGGCCAGGGUUGGGACAGAGACCCUUUAGAGGUACUAGCUGGAGACUUGGAGAGGGGAGAGGCCAGUACAGGGAAGUAGCAUUGAAGGGGUGGGCCUGUGGAGAGAGUCCAGGUGUGGGUGUAGGGAUUUGGGGAGAGUGCUAAGCAGGGAUCCAUCAGGGGUCCUAGAGCCUCCUCAGAGGGUGCAGGGAUGAAAGCUGACUCCUGUAAGGAAUAAGGGAAGCCAGGACACAGCCCUGGGCAGAGCUUAGGGACAAGUAACCAGCCAAUCUUGUCCUUUGGCUAAAGGGCAGCAGGGACCGGCAGUGAGAAGGCUCCGGCUAGAUCCAGGAAGCCCAGGUCAGUUCUGGGCUUCACCCACCGCAGUAUCUGGGGGCAACAACAGAGAUCAAUGGGUUUUGAUCUCUGGAGAUGGACACGGACAUGGAGUCUGCCCUUCCCUUGGCUUGGGGCCUAAUCUGAUCACCGGUCCUCACCUCAAGGGGAGAGGGGCUUGAGGACUGAAGGGAGGUUGUGGGGAGGGUCUCCGUGAGCAAGGCCCUUCCUCUGAGCUGACACAGCUGCUUCCCCAACGCAGCCUGGGGCCACCGCCAGAAUUGGGGGGCGGCUCGGGGACCUUGAAGGGACCGCUCAGCAGCCGCAGCGGAGGGCUCCGCAAGGUGGGGAUGUCACACCCGCAUCCUGGGCCAAGAUACUACAGCUUCCGCGGAGACGGAGGUCGGGAUCGGACCCGGACUUACCGGCAAACAGCCAUAGGGAGCCCCCCGACACCAGGAAGAAGGUCAGCAUGUCGGCGAGUUGGCCUAGUCCGCCCCGCACGGCUUCCCGGGCCCACAGCCCCGCAGCCCCAGAGCCGCCGCUGCCGCUGCCGCCGCCGCCGCCGCCGCCGGGUAUUUUUAGCCCCCGCCUCCCCGCGCCGCUGCGGAGACCCGGCGGGAGGGGGAGGGCGCGGCGCGCGCUCCUCACGGAACCCGACUCCCAGCCCCGCAGCAGCGCAGCCGGGACUCCUGGGCGAAGAGACAGCUGCGUCCGAACCGCCGAGCCCGGCUGGGGGAGGGGCCGGGCCGCCCGCCCCGCGACGUUCCGGGCGAAACGGGCUGGGGGUUGGGGGGGACUCACGGGCGCACUGCCGCUGCCACUCACCCCUCCACCCACGAACGACCCUUACCUCCGCACGAUCCGCCGCCAGGGCUUUAUGGCUAGGCAGGCUCGAGUGGCAGCGGGGUCCCUUACUUCUGUCCCAGGAAGCGCACAUGCUGAUGGACCAGUUCCCGGCUGACUCGGACGCCCCCUGGGACAUGGUUUUGUAGACAACUCGGAGUCACAUCUGCAAGCCCGAGAGAGGAGGGAGCGACGGGGGGCUAUCUAGGUGAGGCUAAACUGGAUAAUGCCCAGACUUAAUGAGAAUGCGCAAGGUCAGGUUGGAGGCCACACAAGGUCACAGGAAGACUCACCAGCUGCCAUGUAGUCAGUCACCAGUCCCUAGGCAUGUCACCUGAAGCCGCAGGCAGCCACAUGGAAUCACAGAUGCCUCCUGAGGACACAGGCAGUGAUGGUUAUGUGUGUGGUACAUGAGAGCUCAAAUUGCUUAGCUGUAUCCUAAAUGGCUAUACAGCCACCAAGUUGCUGAUGGCGUUGGAAUCCCUCUGUCUGGGAACAAAAGGAGGAAGCCUGGUUCUGCGAUUUUCCAAAACAAUAAAGCUGCCACAGAAGAGCAGCUCUGCUUCCUUCUCCAUCACAAAGCUCUUCCUCUCUGCAGGCCUGGAGGCAGCCAAGCAACAGUGGACUGAGACCUGUGAGACCAUGAUUCAGAUAAAACUUGAAGUUGAUAUUUCUCAGGCCUUUUGUCAGAGUGGCAGAACCUUGACUAACAUACCAGCCAUCGAAGUCGAGCAAAGGAUACUAGUUACAGCAAUGGCUCUGAUUCUGUCAUGGUGUUGAUACCUGGGGCGUGACCUCUGCCCCUUUCUGUCUCCAUCGAUGCAAACAGACACUGGCCUAGAGGCUUCUGGUACUAAGUAACACCUUGUUGCCCUUUCAUCAUCACAGACUCUCUGUCUACACCAGCCUCUGCCUACUCCUUGUCUGGUCUGCCAAUGGCCAUGAGAAACAGCCUGAGAUGGAUGGCUUCAGAUGAUCCUGUGUGUAGAAUGUCUGAGCCAUAGCCCUUUGGUAUUUGUAAAUCUGAACCAUGUUUUCAGCUCUGGGCAUGGAACCCAGGGAUUCACAUGCUAGGCCAAAUGUUCUAUUACUAAGAAACACCA
This is a messenger RNA of Peromyscus leucopus (white-footed mouse), 2868 nucleotides long. Its product is annotated as formin-like protein 3. Bases 1392 to 1883 code for a protein of 163 amino acids. Lineage: Eukaryota; Metazoa; Chordata; Mammalia; Rodentia; Cricetidae. The transcript is spliced from 2 exons. The record is from RefSeq and is a predicted model, not a curated record.